AUGUCAAAAUAUGACUUGAGAAAUCAAAGAGCAGCAUAAUCUGAUGCUAUUUCCAUUAAAUCAACCAUAGAUAAUCAUUAGUUUCAAUCAGUUGACAACACUCAGGAAAGAAAGCGACUAACUAGCAACCAGAAUGAGAUACUAGAUGACUACGAAGAUAAACUAAGCAGUAAACUAAAGCAAAGAUUUGAAGCAGAUAUUGAGCAAAAGUUUAUUGAGAUGCAAUAGAAUUUAAUAAAGAACAUAAAUUUAAUGAGCUUCACGAAUAUGAAUGAUGAAAAGUGUCCUAUGAAGAAUCUCAAAAGCUCCAAGCAGUUAGGAGAAAGUGCGAGAUUCCCUAAGAGAGUAAGAUCUCAAGAGUACUUAUCUGUAUGUGAUUAAAGUGAUCCGCUUGACUGCUCACGAAACGAGAUAGAAUGCUAGGUAGCAUAGAUGAAGAGCUACAUAUCAAAAAGAAAAGACACACUGUCGCCAGUCCUAAGAAAAGAUAUAUCUCCCUUACCAGAGGAUACGCUUCCCCUUAAGCCCAAUCUAAUUUUAAACAACUGCAAAAGACUGGACUUUAACAGCGUUCUCAGAGAUGAUGAAAGGAAGAUUACUUAGUCAUUAGGAGAUAUCCCAGAGAAAAACUCAAUGAGUUCUUCUAAUAACUGCAGCAUAAUAUCUUCUCAAGAUAGGUCUAAAAACAACAGAAGUGGCAGGUACAAUCCAAUAUCUAUCUACCAGUUCAAUCCUUAGUUCUCAGGAGAUAAUACCAAGAAGAAUAGUCCUAAUUUCUUAAUUGAAAAGGACAAGCAGAUUAGGUCAGCCAGAUACAUCAAAUUUCAGCCAAGUGUUAAAGAAAAUAAGCAUUUGGUCAAGUUAAGUGAAGAUGUGUCUACAGAGGAAAGAAAUCCAAUGAGGUAUAGCAAUUACUUCCUGAAAUAGAAAUUAUCAAUAAUGAAUCAUGACAACAAAGAGAACAUUGAAAUUCAGACAGAUAGAAUGCCUAGAAAUUAAAAAGUAGACCACAACUAAAGCUAAGGCUACCAUGAGUAUCAUGAAAUUUCUGACAUUUAAUUAGAAAGCAGAUCAUGUAAACUAUCGAAGUCUGUCUGUGGCAAUCAUUUUAUGCUUCAGGCUGUGGGAUCAAGCAAGAAUAGCUAGAGAAAAUAGUGGGCUAGAAACGUAGUUAAAAAAUGA
Messenger RNA from Stylonychia lemnae, 1182 nucleotides. NCBI's taxonomy places the organism in Eukaryota, Ciliophora, Spirotrichea, Sporadotrichida, Oxytrichidae. The record is from the annotation of a GenBank genome assembly.